Molecule: messenger RNA, 606 nt
Organism: Drepanopeziza brunnea f. sp. 'multigermtubi' MB_m1
Lineage: Eukaryota; Fungi; Ascomycota; Leotiomycetes; Helotiales; Drepanopezizaceae
Source: RefSeq, a predicted model, not a curated record
AUGCCACUAGUAACACUAAUAGGAUACGGAGUAUACAGCCUACAACCUCAAUCAGACCUUCACACCCAUCUCCGACAUGUAUUAGCCAUCCUACUCAACAACCCAUCCCUUCUCGACUCCCGCCACGUUCUCGGCCUCUUCGACAGCCCCUUCAAGCUCCACUGCCAACUGAGCAUCCCCAAAUCGGAUUUCGUCAGUUGCAACAUUCACAUCCCGCCAGUCUACGAAACUGAGCUUAAGGAUGGCGCCAAGUUCAACCGCGCCAUAAUCUCCAUCACCUCCAGCCACAUCGUCUCGAAUGCGGGGCACCAGUGGGUUGUUUCUGCCAUGGCCACUCUAAUGGACACUCUGGAUCGACCGGUUCGCGUACGCCGGGGCGAGGGGGAGGAUACGAUCGCAUAUUGCACCACGGUGAUCUGCGAGGAUAUGAGAGCGGUCGAGGACCGCACGGAGGAGCUUGCUGGGAAGUUUACCUGGCCUGUUGUCCUUGAGUUUUUGAAGUACGCGGCGGCUGUCAAUAUCAAUGGCGAGGGUUGUCGGAAGGCGCAGCCAUUGUCGCAUAUGGGUCUUGUGAACUUGGGAACUAUUUUGAGACGAGUGACUUGA